AGCUGUCAAGGCUGACGUUGUUGUGACUGCAUCAGCUGUUCAUAUUGUAUUUAUUUUUUCACCUGUUAAAGCUUGCACCAAUUAACUCCAAUAUGGAUAAGGAAAUUCCUUUCGAGGAUCUUGUUGAACGUGCCAACGAAAAAAUAGAGCUUGGUUAUGAGUUAAUCUCACAAUUAGAGGAAUACAGGCAAAUAAAUGGUGUUGAUAAAAUUCAACGAAAAAUCAGUCAAGAAGUGAAGUUUCUGCAGAAGGUUAUUAAAAACGAAAAGCUAAAGAUAAAUCACGUUCAAUGUAGCAAUCUUACACACUACGAUUUCCUUGUGCAAAUAUUGAAAUUACAGCAGGAUGUGAUACAUCUCGAUUGUGGAUUUCCAGUGGAAGGGCGCAGUAAUCCACUACGUGUAGAUAUUGUUUGUGAGAAUGGUUUGAAAUGGAUAAAAGCCAUUGCACGUAAUUCCAAAUCUUUGGCUGAUGCGGCAAAAGGUGAGGCCAGUUAUGGAGCGCGUAGCAUACUGGACCAAGCAGAGGAGUAUGUAGAUGCCAGCGCCCAACACUUAUGCAUGUUCAAGCCACCCAGAGUGGUUUUCUAUUUCAGCCAAACCAUUGAUAACACGCUACUUGUAGAACUGCAAGAAAUCGGCGUUGAAAUUGCAUCAAUUGCGGAACCCUCCGAAAGCAAUGAGAGUGCGGACAUUUCUAGUGUGAGCACAUUAAAUAUAGAUAUAACUACGCUAUUGGCGUAUAUAAGCAACGUGUGCAAUGGCAGCUGUAAUUGGCAAUUCAGUGAGGGCAUACUUACCGAGCAGGCGGAAAAGGAGCGCCAGACACCAUUAAAGCCUGUCUUGGAUAAUCUAUUUAAAGGCAAACGUCUCAUUUGUUGCGAAACAGCAUACAAAUCAUUCGAAGAGAUUAUCUCUUUGUUGGCGGGUCCGCAAGAGCACAAACGUGCGGCGGAAUUAAUGCAAAUUGUGGAAGUUUUGCCCGAUGUGACUACGGUGCCUGAUGAAUUAGCUGUGAUUAAAUUUAGUGGUAAAAUAAAUGAGAGGAGCUUGAAGAUUUUCGCCUUCGGCAUGCAAAUGAAAGCGGUGACUGUGACCUCAAAUAAAGCAUUCGUACGCUCAGCGAAAAUGCAGGGCAUCAAUGUGCCAGUGUUUACGCACCAAGCCAGAGCCUUAACAGAAGCUAAAGAGUCAACUGCCACACCCAUACAAUGAUUCCCAAUUUCGGCAAUAUAACUUGGUUGUUGAUUGAUGCUCGUAUAUAGUUAACGAAAUCACAAACAAAUAUUUGCAUAUUUCUAAACCAUUUUUAUUGUGUAAAUUUAGCUAAUUUAUUAUUGUUAAACUUAUGUGACAAAAUAAUUGUAUAAAGUGAAUUUAAAUAUGUUAUGUAGGUGUAAGCAUACAUAUAACGCACAGCCAAGUUGUACAACAAAAGUGUUCCAAAGCGCAUAUGCUUGCUGCAGACGAAGCCACUGCCACUGCUUAGUUUUCUUCGUUCUCAUAGAAACUUUGCAAGAGUGCGAAAUAGCUCAUCGACGAACUGAUUAACUGAAACGAUAAAUGUUAUGUAAUUAUAUUAUAUACAAUAUACCAUUUAUUUAAGCAUACUGUUUAUAAUGUAUUAUAAAUUAUAAGUAUGUAUACGUACGCCGGAGAAGCUGUUCAGCGACAAUAUUGAGAACUUCAUCGCCGUUAUGCAUGUCUGUCGUUGACUGCGCAUAAUCAUGAAUUGCAAAUUCUUGCGAAAAGCGGCACUGGUGGAAUAAGAAACUAUUGGAAAGGAUUCCUUUUUUUCUUCAUCGGCAGCUACUUUCACACUACUCUCCCAGUUGCAGGCAUACAAGUGGUUGGCCAUCUCAAGCGACUGCAGUGAUUCGAAUAGAAAUUAGUAUAAUUGUUAUAAAUAUAUAUUUAUUUAAAAUUAUGAACACUAAUAAAUCGGAAAUUUUAAUAAAAA
Bactrocera dorsalis (oriental fruit fly) is the source of this 1959-nucleotide messenger RNA. Its product is annotated as UPF0415 protein C7orf25 homolog. The coding region runs from base 93 to 1214 and encodes 373 amino acids. The transcript is spliced from 6 exons. The record is from RefSeq and is a predicted model, not a curated record. NCBI's taxonomy places the organism in Eukaryota, Metazoa, Arthropoda, Insecta, Diptera, Tephritidae.